Messenger RNA from Xyrichtys novacula (pearly razorfish), 4480 nucleotides. The record is from the annotation of a GenBank genome assembly. Lineage: Eukaryota; Metazoa; Chordata; Actinopteri; Labriformes; Labridae.
ACUCCCACCCAUGAGCUGCAGGGAUUGGCUCUUAUCCCACUCAGGGGAGAAGCAGGGAGCCAAUCUCUAACUUCUGAUGCAAUUUAGUUAUUGUUGUGAUCCAGCUACUUUUAUAAAGCAACAUCUGUCGUUACCUGAUUACUUUAAUGAAUUUGUCUCUAUAAUUUCAUCACACGAGUGAGUAACAGAGAUUACAUGAUCUCAGGCAACUCGCCCAGUGACUCCUUUGAGUUGAACUCCUUAGUUAAUUUUUUUUCUUUUGUAAUUUCAUCAUAGUAGAUGUCUUUAUUGUCUGUUACUGGUCAGUGUCUACACUGAGUGAGGAAUAUCUACAGCUGUUCAAUUUUGGAGGCUUUAUUUACUGGUUAACUGAAUAAAAUCGAAUUGCAACACACAUGUAAACAGUGAGAGAGUCCUUUUGGCGAGAGCCUUGGAGUUCAACCCACGAGUUUCAGCUCUAAGGAGACAAAUCAGAUGCAAACUGCAACUAGUCAUGGUGGGCUUUUUUCAUGCUUUUGUGGCUGUGCUAAGCCUUCUGUCCAUGGGACAGUCGGCUCCUGUGACCAGCUGUAACACCCAAACUGUUGAAAUCCAAGGAAGAGACCAGGUGAGUUAGUUUUAUCAUGUGUCUGCUUUAUUCUCACUUCAUCACUUUUUAGUUCACACACAAUCUGUCCUAGUAGAAAUCUUUGUCAUGUGCUUUGUUCAGAUCCUGGGAAAGUGGACGCUCAUAGCAGAAGCCACAAACGACCCUGGAGCCAAGAUGAUGUCAAAGGUUUUAGUCGAGAGCUCCUGGAUAAGAUUCACUGCUGCCAAUGAGAGCAACGCCAUUGAGGUUCUUCAGGGUGAAAAACUGUAAUUAUAUACCUAAAUUGAGUUUGUUUUGCAUUGAUGAUUGACCAUUAGCAUCCUUUGUAGAGCCUAACAUCGAGUACACAUGAACAUGCUUCUGUAUGUUUUCUGCAAUUGAAGGUUUGGUCGCUGCUUCACGCUCAAAACAAAAAUGACUUUGGAAAACGGCACUCUUACUAUGGGUAUGUGCUUCCAGUUAAAACCCAGUGUGUUCUGACUGGCACUAUGCCUGCACUCACAGAUUUGGACUUUGUGCCUAGACUUACAACAGAACUUUGUGUAUUUGUUCGUUUGUUUGUAUCCACAGGGUCACCUCUGAAUUCCUCUACCAGGCUACUGAGCACCGGCUGCCCUGACUGCCUUGUUCUCUACACACAAUACUUCUCCGAGGGGAGCACAAACGGAGGCGUCCAGUUCAUGAGUAAGAUCUUCAUAAAGUUUUAAAGGGAAAAAGGACUGAUUAAUCAAUAAAGACAGAAUAACUCAAGUGACUCUGAAAAGAUGAGUGAGAAGAUCAGAAUAGGGGAUGACUAAGGGCAGAUGAGGGGCAGGCCUUCACUGGAAAAUGCGUCCAAACCAGUUCUUGGUAGUAAAUAUAAUGAACCCACAAGAGGAACUGAGGAUCACAUGCUCAAGCAGCAUGAACACAUCAUCAGAAAGUCCAAUCUUAUUGGAUGUUUCUUUAAUCCACAGUUUUAGAUAUUCAUUAGAUAUCAGAUCUAGGGUGAGAUGACCAAAAUAACAUUUCACGGGAUCAGCUACAAGACCAGCUGUCAGGGAUUUAGAGUCUGGUUAGGAUUUUCUUUCAGGCUUACUUUGUGUAAAUCUGUGUUUUAUACCAAAAGGUGUUUUCAUAAAAAUAUCUCUGAAAACUCACUAGAUUAUUUUUGGGGGGUUAGCACUGGAGAUAAAGCUGGAAAAGGAGAAGAAGGAUGGAAGGCUGUAACGCCUGCUUCAAGGACUAUAGCCUCUUUAUGGGGUCAGCCAAACUUUUUAGUCAUUUAAAAAAAGGAGUUGGCAUGAUGGCGGAAGAGAAACAGGAAAUGUGGGGAGGAGAGAGUUGGGGAAGACAUGCAGCUUAAGUCUUGGCGAAAAGUUGAAUGAGUGAUUGCUGUUGGAGGAUUUUUGUUUCAUAUGGAGAAUUCCGUAUAUUCCGAGUCCCACUCCGAUCGUUUUUUUUUUUACUACUUUAAGUCUUCUCAGUGGUCUUUAAACUGUGAUUAUAAAGCUUUACCAAAAAUCACGUUACCUGUGUUGUUUUCAAGGACUUUUCUUCUGCAGAGCUCCAGUAGAUCAUUAGCAAUUUGCCUCUGAGUUGUGGGCGGAGACAGCGCUGCUCUGCACACUCCUCUUCAUGUUAGCUUGCAGCCUAACAUAGCCGGUGUAGUAGAAGUGGCAGGUAACAUAGGAGCAAUUCAGCUCUCAGACACUAAUGUUUUUAGGGACACGAUGAAAGCUCAUAUCAUAAUUACCUUUCUUGCAAUCCGCUAAUGCACACGCUUGUUCUGCGACCGUCCUCUAUAUUUCUCCUUUAUAUGCAGAGUGUGGCCUGCACAGCGGGACUCCGGGGGCGGAGCUUGGAUUGGUUACAUACGAAAUCUCACUGUUUCUGAACCUGCUGUUUGGGUCUGCCAGAGAUUCACAGCGAUUUGAAUGAAGAAAUACUCAGAAAACCAAUUUCACAUUUAAUUUUCUCAUGACAUGUCCUGUAGCAUCAGAAAAAAAAAAGAAUAUGAACGUAUAAAAAACAAGAAAAACUUGAUUUCCAUUGGAGUGGGUCUUUAAUCACUAAGCCAAACCAGCACCUAAGAGGUUUGUGUUUAGGGUACUCUUAAAACACGACGGCCAAAAUUACACACAAGAGUGUUUUGUUAGCAGAGGCUUUGUUUUGAUGCUUUUGCAAAGUCACCAAAGAGACAUUUCAACUGUAAAUGUAAUGUUUUCACUCCUAGCACAAUAUUUAUGGAGACAUAUUUUCAUAAGUGUAUACUCCACAAAAAGUUAGACUCUAUCCAAAGUCUUGCAUGUUUGUUUUCUGUUUUAAUCUCUGAAACGAACAGGUUUAUGCUGCCCACUGAUCGUUUCAUGUUUUAAGUCUAUUCUGUCUCUUAGGCCGGAGAAAUAUUGUGACAGCUGCUGAAUUGGAAGAGUUAAAGAAGUUGGUAGAAUGCCUAAACUUUCCAUCGCCUGUGAUCCUGAACCAGGACAAAGGUAAGAACUUUUACAGACAGAAAGAUAUUGAUGUUUAGCUCGAUAGCUUCUAUAAAGGAUUUAAAUAUUUGCAUCCUUUCCUUCUCAUGCCAAAUCAAUCACAGUUUAAAAACUUAAAAGUCAAUACACAUUAGAAAUGGAUUGAACGGGAUAAACAGGAAGUCAGGCUGCUGCUUUAUCUUUUACUUAAUGAAACUGCUCCUUUGGUGCAUAUUUCAUUUCAUAUUUCAUAUUUCACCUUCAUACUUUCACAAAAGGUGCUGCUGUGAUAGCACAAACUUUAAUGUUUUUGUGCAUCUCAGAUACAAUGUUUCUGUAUUUUACAGGCCUUUGCCCGGAGGACUCUCCGCUGAACACUGAUCUGACUUCUGACUUCUAUGACAUGAGCCCAGAUUUUUUCAAUCAAACAGAGAGUAUCAUCAGUGAUGAAGCUGGCAUGGAUGGGCUUUCUGACUUGAUAUCCAGCUUGAGUGACUUAACAGACACUUAAUAUUCCCAUUAAAACAUAAAAGACCAUUUCCAGAUGAGGAAUAAUCUGACAGAAAAUAUGAUGUUAAUGCAUAUUAUUGUGUCUUUUACAUUCCGUUUCAGGAUGUCUGACAUUUCAUAAAUGCAGAUUUCUUCCUCCUCUGCUGUGUAAAAUGCCAUUUAAAGCCAUAUAACCAUUAAAUAAAACGUUUGUAAACUUAAUGCUGUCGAAAUUAGUUCCCUAAACUUCCCUCCCUUCAAAGUCCCACUCUGAUUGUAUUUUUACUACUUAAAGUGCUUAAAACUGCGAUUAUGAAUUUUUUUAAAUGGAGCUUCACAGAAAAAAAGAGGACUUGAGCACAAACCAGUCUGACAGUAACUACAUGUCAACAUCGCAGGUAGGGGGGAGAAACAUUUAUAUUCUGUGUAAUAAAUUUCUAAAGUUCCCAUAAGAACGGUUGGCAGAGGCGGGAUUUAUGACCUAUACUGCAGCCCGUCACCAGGGUGUGCUGUUCUCGGAGUGGCUGUCCAUUCUAUAUACAGUCUAUGGUUUUGACUAGUUUACAGCACUGGGGGGGAUUUUCUCAGACAUGUGAUUUGUCAGUCAGGUGAACUCUAAGAGGCGGACAGAAUGUAGAAAAACAUCUGUUACUGUGAAAUAUGAAGACCCUUUCAAUUUGUGGAAAACGGCUUCUACAAAUGCAAACAUGCCCACUGAUAGCAAGGUAAGCCACACAUCUGUAAACCCUGCAUGUGGUCGCACCAAGCAGCAGGGUUAUACAGUGACAUGCUUUGUGAGAAGUUGGUCUGUCUAGUUUGUGCUGCUUUUACUUGCUGUAGUGUUAUUGUGCGUGUCUCUGAGAAUUUGUUGCAUAAAUGUCCGCUGUAUGUGUUGGCUCCAUUUUCUGCCUCUGCUUUCUUAUGUGGUCUUGAAAGUAAAGUCUGUCUC